AUGUCAUCAUUUACGUUUUCACAAAAAUUGUUUAAACCAGAGCCACCUGAAAAGGGUAGCUUUCCACUUGAUCAUCAAGGUACAUGUAAAAAGUUAAUGAUAACAUACAUGCGUUGUUUACAUACAAAUAAAAACGACAAUACACCUUGCAGGGAUGUGGCAAAGGAUUACCUUGAAUGUCGAAUGGAAAACAGCCUGAUGAGUCGUGAAGAAUGGUCUAAACUUGGUUUUCCUGAUGAACAAAAACAAAAUAACAAGUCAACAUCUAUUGAACAACAAAAAUAA
Molecule: messenger RNA, 285 nt
Organism: Aphidius gifuensis
Lineage: Eukaryota; Metazoa; Arthropoda; Insecta; Hymenoptera; Braconidae
Product: cytochrome c oxidase assembly protein COX19
Exons: 1
Coding region: 1-285 (94 amino acids)
Biological process (GO): mitochondrial respiratory chain complex IV assembly
Cellular component (GO): mitochondrial intermembrane space
Source: RefSeq, a predicted model, not a curated record